CUCCACAGUAUGGCAGCAGACACCUUAAAACGUGUCACAGCCUACUCACGUGAAACCAUUUAGGAAGCUUCCAGACAGACAGACAGACAGACAGAUAAUAUGCCUGUAUUCCUGUUGGUGCAGUUUCACCCCCUCCCCUCUUCGUUCACAUCUCUUCCCUCCGUAGAAGCCUAACGUCACGCCUACUGUUUGGGUAAUGUGAUGUGUUCUCGCGACAUUUCCCUCCCCAGAAAAAGAUUGACGCGAUCGAUGACAUCUCGCGAGGCCCCCUUCAAUAGGAGCCCACCCUUCAGUGAUGCCGACUGCAGUGUGUAUAAUAGCAGUGAGGGCAGCUCCGGGAGUCUAGGAGGAGCUGCAGCAAGGUCGACAACAGCAUCCUGCUCUGAACAACAGACAGACUGGAGGUGGACGGGAAUUAGUCCGAGUUUAAGUACUAAGAGUUUUUUUUGGCGAUUUCCUGCCGCGGAAGAGGAAGGAGGAGAGUGGCUGAAAGUUUCCAUCCUGUACCGAGGCAGCUAACGAGCUAUCCUUUACUACUAGCGCUCCCCGCUUGCUGCUUUGCGCCUUCUCUGGCCAGGCAGAGCAGCGUGCUCCUCCCUGUGAAUAAGAAGACAGUUGAGUGUUUGUCACGGGGUGACCCCCGGGCUUCCACACUUCCUACAUUUAGUUUGUGCGCCAUAACGUGUUUUUUCCCAACUCUGUUUUUCACGUUCAUUGGUGUUUUUUUUGUGCCAUGUCAGCGCCAUCCUCCACACCCUCCGCCCCGGCAGAGAGCGCCGCGACGGAAAAUGAUUUUCUAGCCCCGGAUGCGGGGCCGAGGCCGCCCGGUCCGACGCCCAGUCAGAGCCGGUUCCAGGUAGACAUUGUGACUGAGGCAGCGGGCUCCACCGAAGAUAAGUCUCCGAGCUCAGACGCCUCCACCACUGUCCCAUCCGGCGAUAAGGCCACUCCCGUCGUCCCCCUGGAAGGUCCUGGUGCUGACCCAGGUGUUGGCGGAGAGGAAGCCAAAGGCCGGUUUCGUGUGGUGAACUUCGCGGAUCCGAGUGAAGCGGGGAGCCCGGCCUCUCCGGAGGCGCCGGCUGAUGGGCUGCAGAACGGGGACACAGUGAUGAGCGAGACCAGCUUGCAUUCAUCCACAGGAGGCCAGCAUCACUAUCACUAUGACACCCACACCAACACAUACUACCUGAGGACUUUUGGCCACAAUACCAUCGAUGCCGUGCCCAACAUCGAUUUUUACCGGCAGACAGCAGCGCCACUGGGGGAGAAACUCAUCAGACCCACACUGUCGGAGCUGCACGACGAGCUAGACAAGGAGCCAUUUGAGGAUGGGUUUGCUAACGGUGAUGAGCUGUCCCCGGCUGAGGAGGCUGCGGCUAAAGAAGCAGCCGAGUCCAAAGGAGUGGUCAAGUUUGGCUGGGUUAAGGGAGUGCUGGUGCGCUGCAUGUUGAACAUUUGGGGUGUGAUGCUCUUCAUCCGCAUGUCAUGGAUCGUGGGUCAGGCUGGAAUCGCUCUCGCCUGUUUGAUUGUUGCCAUGGCUACCGUAGUGACAACCAUCACUGGUCUCUCCACCUCCGCCAUCGCCACCAACGGAUUUGUACGAGGAGGUGGAGCAUAUUACUUGAUUUCGAGGAGUCUGGGCCCAGAGUUUGGAGGUUCUAUUGGUCUGAUCUUUGCCUUUGCCAAUGCAGUGGCUGUAGCCAUGUAUGUGGUGGGCUUUGCUGAAACUGUUGUGGAACUUCUUGCUGGUGUAGAUGCCAUUAUGACUGAUGAACUCAAUGAUGUUCGUAUCAUCGGCACCAUCACAGUGAUCCUUCUCCUGGGCAUCUCUGUGGCAGGAAUGGAAUGGGAGGCCAAGGCCCAGAUAUUCUUGCUCAUUGUCCUCAUCGCAGCCAUCAUUAACUACUUCAUCGGAACCUUCAUUCCUGUCAAGUCGAAGGAAUCUGUGGGCUUCUUUGGCUAUGACGGUACAAUCAUGUGGGAGAACAUGGGUCCUGACUUCCGAGGCGAGACGUUCUUCUCCGUCUUCUCCAUCUUCUUCCCUGCAGCCACUGGUAUUCUGGCCGGAGCCAACAUUUCAGGAGACCUGGCUGACCCACAGUUGGCCAUUCCCAGAGGAACCCUUCUGGCCAUAGUGGUCACAGGAAUAGUCUACCUGGGUGUUGCUGUUUCAACAGGCUCCUGUAUCGUGAGAGACGCCAGUGGAAAUGUGAAUGACACCGUCAGUUCUCAGUUCAUGGCGAACUGCACUGAUGCUGCCUGCAAAUUUGGCUAUGACUUCUCUACGUGUAGGAGCGACACAGAGAGCUGCAACUUUGGACUCCAGAAUGACUUCCAGGUGAUGAGCAUGGUUUCUGGCUUUGGGCCCAUCAUCACUGCUGGAAUCUUCUCUGCCACUCUGUCCUCAGCUCUGGCCUCGUUAGUCAGUGCACCUAAAGUUUUUCAGGCUUUAUGUAAGGACAACAUCUACCCCGGCCUGGCCAUGUUCGCCAAAGGCUAUGGCAAGAACAACGAGCCCCUCCGAGGCUACAUCCUGACCUUCGUUAUCGCUCUGGCCUUCAUCCUCAUCGCUCAGUUGAACGUAAUUGCCCCCAUCAUCUCCAACUUCUUCUUGGCGUCCUAUGCCUUGAUCAACUUUUCUGUGUUCCAUGCCUCACUGGCUAACUCCCCAGGAUGGCGUCCCAGCUUCAAAUACUACAACAUGUGGGUUUCUCUUGCUGGAGCCGUCCUGUGCUGUGUGGUGAUGUUUGUCAUCAACUGGUGGGCUGCUCUGCUCACCAACGUCAUCGUUCUGGGGCUUUUUAUCUACGUCAGCUACAAGAAGCCAGAUGUGAACUGGGGCUCCUCGACCCAGGCGCUGACCUACCACCAGGCCCUGACCCACACUCUGCACCUCAGCGGAGUGGAGGACCACAUCAAGAACUUCAGACCCCAGUGUUUGGUGAUGACGGGUUACCCCAACUCUCGGCCAGCUCUUCUGGAUCUGGUCUACAGCUUCACCAAGAACGUAGGCCUGAUGAUCUGUGGUCAUAUUCGCACGGGCUACAGAAGGCCAAACUUCAAAGAUCUGGCCACAGACCAGGCGCGGUACCAGCGCUGGCUCCUGAAGAAUGAGACCAAGGCUUUCUACACGCCGGUGUUUGCAGAGGACAUGAGGCAGGGCGCACAAUACCUGCUGCAGAAACUGCUCUACCCAACGAGCUAG
Messenger RNA from Cottoperca gobio, 3205 nucleotides. RefSeq names its product solute carrier family 12 member 2 (gene slc12a2). NCBI's taxonomy places the organism in Eukaryota, Metazoa, Chordata, Actinopteri, Perciformes, Bovichtidae. Gene Ontology annotation, biological process: sodium ion transmembrane transport; ammonium transmembrane transport; chloride transmembrane transport. The coding region runs from base 734 to 3205 and encodes 823 amino acids. The record is from RefSeq and is a predicted model, not a curated record. Gene Ontology annotation, molecular function: sodium:potassium:chloride symporter activity; ammonium channel activity. Gene Ontology annotation, cellular component: apical plasma membrane. The transcript has 18 exons.